Zychaea mexicana is the source of this 1614-nucleotide messenger RNA. RefSeq names its product coth protein-domain-containing protein. The record is from RefSeq and is a predicted model, not a curated record. The transcript has 6 exons. Lineage: Eukaryota; Fungi; Mucoromycota; Mucoromycetes; Mucorales; Lichtheimiaceae. The coding region runs from base 1 to 1614 and encodes 537 amino acids.
AUGAUUUCGUCAGAAACCACUCCAGAAAGCAACAUCGUUCUUGCUGUGAUUGUGGACGAUCAUACUUAUCCACUGGCCCAAUCAACUGUAUCGCCAUUGAUAUAUACGGGUACUGCCCCAGCUGCGUCUUCUGAUGAUGGCUAUUAUUAUGCCAAAACCAAAGAUGGUGCGAUUGUCGAGCACGAGUAUAAGGCACGCUCGACUAUUUACGACGGCGCUACUCCAUACCAAUUUUACAAUCGUUCACAAGAUCACUGGAAUGUCACUCCGUUGCCCGCAGUUGUAGAUCCACUUUUACCGAUUCAUCGAAUCGACAGCAAUUUACAUAUCUUUGGCGAAAUUCCCACCAUCCAAAUCACCGGAAACCAGACAGACAUAGACUAUAUGCACACCAACAUCUUUGAGGAUUAUCAACUGAUGACAGACGUGGUUUAUAUCAGAGAAAACGAAAUACAGAGGUUUAACGGCGUUGAAUUUGAGCUAGCCGGUAAAGCUGCACGCGUCAAUCCCAAAGUUAGCUACAACAUCAAGAUCCCUAAGGGCGGUGAUACGCUAUACGGAUAUCGUCGAAUCAAGUUACGUUCUCUUUCCAGCGAUCCGUCAUAUAUCCGUGAAGCCUUGGCGUAUGCUGCAAUUGAAUCUACUGGAUUGGCAUCCAAUCACUUUUCUUAUGCUAUAGUGUUUGUUAACAAUCAAACAGCUGGAUUUCUUGGAUACAUCGAGAAUUACAAGGACCCAUGGUUCCGUAACGAGUUUGGCAACGGGAACAAGGACGAAUACAGUCAAGGAAAAGCGUAUCAAGGAAUUGGAUCAGGCGAUUCUGAAGGUCUGGCACCCAACAAUCAUACAUCUGAUCUAAGCUACUACGGCGAUAAUGUCACGGCUUAUGCAGAUGGACAGUACAAAAUCAAAGAAGAUCCGUCUGAAGGAGAUCCCGAUUAUCGUCCUUUAAUGGAGCUCACCAAGUUUCUUUCAGAAGCACCUAUUGAAUCCGAUGAUGCAGUUAGCCAAUGGGAAGAGCAUUUUGGCAUGGACAGCGUACUGCGAAGCAUGGCGCUGGAAGUGCUUCUUGGCUAUUCAGAUGGAUACAUCGCAAUGCAGAUCUCGAUCUCACAUUUGGAAGUACGCUUGUCAAACUAUCCGAUAUGUUUAAGCGGUGACUAUCGCGAUUUCCCAGCUAUAGGCAUUCGGCCACUGACAAGUCAAUUCCUGCGUGUGCCUGAAUUCAAAGAACCUUUCGAGAUUUUGCUGAAGAACCUUGCCAGAACUCUUGUAAGCCUUGAUGUCAUGGAACCAUUCAUCGACGAUACGGUUGCCAUGGUGCGCGAGGACGUCGAAUGGGAUCAUACGCUUGCACCCUUGAGUCUUUUCAAUUUUAGCUCCCUUGCUGACGGUCAGCUCACAGACGAUAUCAAUAUUGGGAUCAAUGACUGGCCCUGGCCUGUAGACAACGAAACAGUGUACGAUAUGUUCUACGUUAGACACAUGCUUGAUAUAACGUUCGGCAAAGCAGUGACUGGUCCAAUAGGGACGAUCUCACUGUGUGGUGUUAAGGAGUUUGUGGCAAAACAAAGUCGUGCGACAACAAAGUUUUUCGAAACUCACGUUGAUUAA